Eucalyptus grandis is the source of this 1026-nucleotide messenger RNA. RefSeq names its product MADS-box protein GGM13. Gene Ontology annotation, biological process: positive regulation of transcription by RNA polymerase II. The coding region runs from base 1 to 1026 and encodes 341 amino acids. The record is from RefSeq and is a predicted model, not a curated record. Lineage: Eukaryota; Viridiplantae; Streptophyta; Magnoliopsida; Myrtales; Myrtaceae. Gene Ontology annotation, molecular function: RNA polymerase II cis-regulatory region sequence-specific DNA binding; protein dimerization activity; DNA-binding transcription factor activity, RNA polymerase II-specific. The transcript has a single exon.
AUGGGUCGUGGCAAAUUGGCGUUAGAGCUUAUCCCCAAAGAGAGAGCACGGAGGGUCACCUAUGAGAAGAGGAGGAAGGGGCUCGUGAAGAAAGCCCAUGAGUUCACCACCCUGUGCGGUGUCGAUGCGUGCAUGAUUAUCUAUGGCCCCGAAGGGUCUGCCACCGCCGCCGAGCCCAUGGUCUGGCCUUCGAGUCCCGAGAAGGUCAAGCUCGUCAUCGAACAGUACAGGAGUGAGGGGGCGGACCGCCGUGCCAAGAGGACGGUCGGGCUGCCCGAGUUCUUUGUGAACCGGAAGAGGAAGGUUGAUGCUGAGCUAGCCAAGGCUCGGCUAGCGAACUGGAAGGUUAAGUACCCGGUCUCGGAGGCGCCGAUCGAGGGCCUAUCCGAGGAGGACCUGAGGAGGCUGUUGGGCUCUCUCGGCCACAAGCUCGAGGCAGCCAAGGCGAGGCUGGCCGUGAUGAAGGAGGAUGCGAUGAGAAGAUCAUCGGGUUAUGUGUCUGAUCACCACAUGCAUGCAGAUGAUCACAUGAAUGGCGUGUUUCAAAACCAGAUUGCGCCAAUGCCAAUGAAGCAGCAGCCGCCACCACUUGAUGUCAACCCGUUACAUCUCGACUUGCCAUAUCACAUGAUGCAGCAGCAGCAACCCCUGUUUGAUCCAGAAGCCAAUUCUUCAAUCUCGAUGCCAAGCGAGUGGUGGGGACAGAGGAUCCAAUACCCGAACCACUGCCUUUGUGGCAAUGUCCCUCCUCAGCAGAACUUCCAGUUCACCAACCUAAACCUGGAGGGGAUGAUGCUCUCGGAAACGUCGGCAUACAGCCCCGUUCUGGGCAACAUGUCGGGGAGUACUCCGAGCUUCGGGGCGUGCCACAAUGUACCGAUAGUCCAGCCGGCCCCGCCCCCAGCGCCGCUCUCAGUGAUGCAGUGCGAUCCGAUCCCGACCCAGAUGAUGCAGGCUUCUUCGCAGGGCAAUCAUCAGUUUCACGAUUAUCACGUGGUUCUGAACAAGACGAUCAGAGAGUCUUAG